CUCUCACCAUGGAUUUAAUUCAGGUGCCCGAGACAAAAUACGCUGAAGACAGAGAAAGAAAAAUAUGGCAAAUAACAGAACAGAUACAAAGCUACCAACCGGAAAGUAUUCUUCUCUACACAGGGAAGGAAAACACAGAUAUGUUAUUGCAACAGGUUCCUCGUCAAAGGCAUUUUCCGUAUCAGUGGAUCCUCCAAGAACAGGUAUCCCAACACCAGAGAAGUCUUCCUAACAAUGUAGUCUUGGCAUUUAAGCUUCCAUACGAAAGCAGCUUUGUUAAUAAACUCUUUGGAUCAGCAGAACAAGAAAAACUCAAAUAUAUCAACAAGGAUUUUGUUGCUGUGGCACACGAUGCAAUAAAGGUUAUUACCGAAGCUUUAAAUGAGAAGCCAUGUCUGUCACUGAAUGGAAAAGAUAGACUGUUACCUGAUACAGAGAUGUUUAACUGCAUGAGAAAGGUUACAUUCAACGGUAUGACUGGGUCUGUGCAGUUUGAUAACAGGGGAAGGCGAACAGACGUCUCCCUGGAAAUCUUAAAUCUUCGAAAUGAUUCUUUCGAAAAGAUUGGUUGUUGGAAUUCAACGGAACGAGCAGUUCUUUUUGAAGAUCCACUACCAAACACUCUACCAGGAUCGUCAAGUAAUGGAGAAGUAAACGGCAGACAUUUUAGGAUUGUAUAUGUUGAGGAUCCACCAUUUAUAAUGCCAAAGAAGAAUGAAGAUGGGACGAUUUCACUUCAAGGAUACUCUAUUGAUCUUCUCAAGGAGCUGUCUCGAUCACUCGGGUUUACAUAUGAAAUGUAUCCUUCGCCAGAUGGAUUUUAUGGAACAGUGACGGAAAAUGGAACUUGGAAUGGCAUGAUAAGACAGAUUUUAGACGGGAAUGCGAACAUGGCGGCUGGAUCGAUUGCCAUCACUGAAACCAGAGAAAAGGUGGUGGAUUUCACUGUUCCGUUCAUGUAUUACACUGACGAUCUACUGGUGAAGAAGACAUCAACAGAGACAACCGAUUUAUUGCAGUUCAUGGAUCCAUUUGAAAAUGGCGUCUGGAUCGCUACUCUGGGAGUAGUGGCACUUAUCUCUAUUGCUGUCUUCGCAGUGAAUUACUUCAGUCCUUAUGGAUACAAAGAUGAAAAUGGUAGAGGAACAUCAGAGGAGUUUAAUUUCUUCAACAGUGUGUGGUUUUCUUUGGCCUGCAUGCUGCAGCAAGGAGGAGAUAACACACCGAGGAAUUUAUCAGGUCGAAUUCUGACCGGUUGCUACUGGUUCUGUAUUCUUAUCUGGGUCUCAACUUACACAGCCAACCUUGCUGCAUUCCUCACUGUGAAAAAUGCAGCUCAGCCGAUCAACAGUCUGAACGAUAUUUUAAAAACUUCCUACAAAGUGGCCGUUGUCUCUUCCACCAGCGUUCAUUCAGCAUUUAAGAAAACUCAGUAUGAGCCGCAUAGGAAGAUUUGGAAUAGAAUCCAAGCGGAAAAAACAUUGGUUAAAAACGCACCAGAAGGAGUCCAGUGGGUUCGAGAGAAGGAUAAUUUUGCAUUUGUUUAUGACGGACCAGUCCUUGAUUACUUCGCCAUGCAGCGGCCAUGCGGCCUCAGAGUAGUUCCAGGUCUGACCUCGGCCAAAGGUUUUGCCCUGACUUUUAGAGCGCAUGACCCUCACACUAAUAUAUUUACGCUGACUAUUCUGCACCUCCAUGAGAAUCAGUUUCUGGACUCACUGAAACGCAAAUGGUGGGAUGAUACCAAUGCUUGCUCUCAGGAACAAGAUACAACUUUGUCUCGUAAGCGAAUCAGUCUAAAGAGCAUGCUGGGAGUUUAUAUUGUGUUGAGUGCUGGACUAGCAGUUGCCUUGGUGACGCUUGCUGCUGAGAUCUACUGGAAAAGAACAGCUAAACACGUACUGGCAAACAAAGUUCAAACAGGGAACAGAAGGCCAACGAAUUCUGCGUUAAGGUCUAACUGCACCAGUAGGAUUUCAGCAGACUGACUAACAUGGAAUGAACCUAAAUUCUGUAAAGCGAACAACCCAAAAAGAAGGAAGUAUAAAGAUCACUUUGUUAGGAAGUCUGGACUAAUAAACCUAAGCUCUGUGGUGCUGAGCAUUGUUCCUAUGCUAAGUAAAAAAGCUAAUAGAUGACAUCGAAACUAUAAGAGGAACAAACUUGCACAACUUGCUUCAUAUUAAGUGAUCUGAUAAAGCUCUUAAUAAAUUUCCACCAUUUAUGACUCAGUUGAGGGUACAAGGAUUAGUAUUGAUCAUGUAUUUAUAAACGAUAGUCUCUAUUUGACGCGAAAAUAUGUUCAUUUUUCUCCCGCAGAUUGUUCGAAAUAUAAUUUUCUGGAUGAUUGAGGAAGACAG
This is a messenger RNA of Pocillopora verrucosa, 2360 nucleotides long. RefSeq names its product glutamate receptor 3. Lineage: Eukaryota; Metazoa; Cnidaria; Anthozoa; Scleractinia; Pocilloporidae. The record is from RefSeq and is a predicted model, not a curated record. Gene Ontology annotation, molecular function: signaling receptor activity; ligand-gated monoatomic ion channel activity. Gene Ontology annotation, cellular component: plasma membrane. Gene Ontology annotation, biological process: monoatomic ion transport.